Molecule: messenger RNA, 1806 nt
Organism: Mytilinidion resinicola
Lineage: Eukaryota; Fungi; Ascomycota; Dothideomycetes; Mytilinidiales; Mytilinidiaceae
Exons: 3
Coding region: 1-1470 (489 amino acids)
Source: RefSeq, a predicted model, not a curated record
AUGGUGUCUACAUGGACCACCAAGAAGCUCAAGGGCGAAGUCACCCCUCAAACGGAUGAAAUGGUCGCUGAGAUCAUCGACGAGAUGAAGCUUAAUUGGUCCGUGGACAACAUCGGCAAGACGAUCCCCGAGCGCUUCCGCUACAUUGCCCGCGUGCCUCGUAGCAACCAUGUGCGUUUCGUCAACCCGCGACGAACGGAGGAAGAUGCCGCCCGGUGGUCCUACGGAGUGCUGAGGAAGUUGAAAAAGCUUAGUCGAUGCUCGAAGGGAGAUGUGGCGGGCGGCUUGGCAUCCCUCUCAAUGGUCGUGGAAGCCCAGGAAAAGCAUAAUAGAGCCGCUUUAGCUACAGGACUGCUUGGCCUCUGGCCUCGCAACUUCAAGCUUGCGAUUACCCACUACAAGCAAACCCACCCAGAGAUGGUGAACAAUUGGGCCGCUGUUUGUCCGACGGAUUUAAGAGACCUCGGACAUCUGCUUGGGAAAACGUACGCACCUCUAGGCCCUAUCAUAGCCACGGAGGCAGGAUCCCCGGGUUGCCCACUUACCCCAGUAGACUGCGACAGCGAGACCGAAGACGAAGAGGAUGAGAAUGAUGAUGAUGAAGAAGAGGAGGAUGACGAUGAGGAUUCGGAUGACGAUGAUGGUGAUGGUGAUGGUGAUGGUGAUGGUAGUGCUCUCAGCACCACCGCUACUCGCCCAUUUGUUAGGAAUUCCCAUGUCCCCACGUCGGGCGAGCAACCCGCUGAGAACGGGACCGCCACUACGGGCGCACUCACGGGCUCGGCUACCACUGUUCAGCACCGUCUGACCCACCCCAAUGCACAGCGCGACGCCUCAAACCCAAUCACACAGAGCGCCAGAGAGGAGUCCACUCUGUUCGUUACCGGAAACUCUCCUGAACCAGAAACCACCGGCCGAGACACCACGACUGAGCCUCAGACGUCACAGGACCAAGCCGAGCCGACUUCCGUCUGUGCUCAGGGGGAUGGACUUCGGUUAACCAUCCGGGACUCAACCAUCCAGAACAAAGCUUCGCUCUUCGGCGAUGGCACAGACAUAUCCCCCAGCGUUUCUCCUAGCUUCAAGUCUACUACGACUAAACCUCAGACUACAGAUGACAAGGCGAACCCGACUUCCCCAGCCGCUACAGACGGUCCUCCAUCCAAGGCAUCCAUUAAGCGCGAACCAGACAUCAAGUUCGUAUCUUACGUUAAACGGGAGACCAAGACCGGACCUGAUAUCAAGACUGAACCUGAUAUCGAUAUGCCUAUUCGCCGCAAACGCCCGGCCCAAUACGUCGAGGUCAUUGACGACGAUGCUGCAGACGAGGAUAUGUGGCGCUUGAGGAUCGAUCUCGAUGAGGCCAAGGUCAAGUUGGCAGAAUCGAAGUUCCAGGCUAGGGCUAAUCAGCGGAAGCGUCAGAGAAGAGUGGUGCCUGGUGGCUGGUACGAUCCCUUGGUUCUCGACUGAAGGGACAUAAUACAUGGGGAUGAGAUGAGCUGCUUGAGAUAUCCCUGGCGGAUACAUCACGGUUAGUAGAGGGCAGGUCGGGAUGGCAUUCAAAAGUAUAUGGCGUUUGGGUUUGAAUCUUUAUCAUUUGCGGAUGCGUUUGCUUUUAUCUCUUGGGAACUGGGGCUGCCCAGCACUUUGGGAUAUACUGGGGACGGGUCACAAAAGUUUGGGGCUUGGUUUUGGGACAAUAAUUUUGCGGAUGCUUUGGGUUUCCCCGAAAAGGGGCAGAUGCUUGGCAGAGGCCCAUCUAUGAUGAUAGCGACUUGCUUUUUACUUAGUGGCUUCAAUACUGGC